Molecule: messenger RNA, 158 nt
Organism: Amoebophrya sp. A25
Lineage: Eukaryota; Dinophyceae; Syndiniales; Amoebophryaceae
Source: the annotation of a GenBank genome assembly
CGAAAACAAGAGCAUGAAGUUGGUGAUGGAUGUUGGAGCUGGAACAGGCAUAUUGAGUUUUUUUGCGCUGCAGGGCGGUGCGCGGCAUGUUUUCGCAGUGGAAGCCAGCCAGAUAGCGGCCACGCUAAGGCAAAUCGCGAAAACAAACAAGUUCGGUC